UACCUCAUUCGCAGUCAAGGUGAGGAAUGGUACAAACAGCGGACUGUGGUCAGCAAGAAGAUGCUCAAGCUAGGCGAGGUGUCCAACUUCAGCACGGAGAUGGGUGAGGUCUCGGACGACUUCGUCAGCAGACUCGGAAAAAUUCGGGAUGUCAAUGGGGAAGUUCCCAAACUGGAGAGAGAGCUCUUCAAAUGGGCAAUGGAGUCAAUUGGUACCUUCAUUUUCGAAGAGCGCAUCGGUUGCCUUGGAGACCAGCCGUCCAGCAUGGCUCAAUCGUUCAUCGAGAACAUGGAGGGCUUUUUCAAGACUCUGCAACCCCUUCUCUACAACCUGCCCUUUUACAAACUUUGGAAGACACAGCUGUGGCAAGAGUUCGAGUCCUACUCUGACAACAUUAUGGAAAUUGGCCAUCACAUGGUGGAGAAAGUGCGUCUUUAUUGGGUUUUUGCUGUGAUAAUAUAUACAUCCACAGCCACAACAUGGUGCCUCUAUCUCCUGGCGAAACACCCGGAAGUACAGGAACGUCUGCUCUCGGAGAUCAACGCGGCCGCAGACAAGAACGGUGACGUAGCUGCUGACGUGCUGUGUCGUCUGCCCUUAGUGAAGGGCGUGGUGAAGGAGACUCUCCGGAUGUACCCGAUCACUUACUCCACCAGUCGGAAUAUGACCGAGGACACCGAGAUAGGAGGCUACAACGUGCCGGCGGGGACACAUGUUCAAGCCAACUUGUACGGCAUGUACCACGACCCGGCACUAUUUCCGGAACCGGAGAGCUUCCGGCCCGAACGUUGGCUUCGGGAAAACUCGGGAGAUAUGGACCCUACAGUGAAAGCCAUGUCCAACCUGGUGUGGGGGCAUGGAGCACGCAUGUGUAUCGGCCGACGUGUCGCUGAGCAAGAGAUGCACAUCACGUUGUCUAAGAUUGUGCAGAAGUUCAAGCUCAGCUACGAGCAUGACGACGUAGAACCCGUACUCAACACAAUGAUGACCCCUGACCGACCUCUGAGGGUCAAGCUGACCCCGCGAUUCUAGACCUGCCGAUCGAUUACCAUAGAUCUCAUUUUCGUACACACAGUGGGAUAUUUGAGAUAACAUCAUUCAGAGUAGAUAGAUAGAUGAAGAAAAUAGUGCAUGAGAUGUUGAACAAUAUCUUUGAGAUACAAGUACAAAUUAUGUAGACCUUAUUUUAUUUGUGUAAAAUUACAAGGAGAUUGGCACAAUUGUGCUCAAUAUAAAUAUGAUGAUCCUGGGAAAGAUGAAGACGGAGACAGACAGACGGAAACAACAUACGAGUAGAUUAUAAAGUAUUAGUAGGACCGACCAGUGGAACUCUCUGUCCAGAUAUUAUAAUGCCUCAUUCGACGUAGAUCUACUUUAUUACAAUGACACUUUGAAAAUCAGCUCUUUAUCUAGGCUGAUGUCCAGAUUUGAAUGCAUAAUGGAGAUGUAAUGGUCGAGUAUAAUUGCUUACAGAAAUCAUGAUAUUUAACUCCGCCUCUUUGCGAUUUUUGGGUUUUCUCUUUGCCGAGGGUCAGGGGUAGUGCGCGCUUGCGCGCGCGCGCGUGUGUGUGUGUGUGUGUGUGUGUGUGAGAGAGAGAGAGAGAGAGAGAGAGAGAGAGAGAGAGAGAGAGAGAGAGGGGGGGGAGAGAGAGACAGAGAGAGACAGAGAGAGAGACAGAGAGAGACUGAGAGAAAGAGAGGGGAUGGGGAGGGGGAGAGAGACCCAAAGAUAAAGGGCUCAUCACACCCAAAAUACAUGACCUACUUUUAUAUGUUUUGGAACGUGAGCCCGUGACUUCUGUAACGAGUUACGAAAGCUUCUCAGUUGUCUGGUGCUGAACCACAAACGAUGCAUUCAGAUUCCAGAUUUUGAUAUUCUGAAUCGAAGCCAAAGCAAAAUUAGUAACAGCUCAAUCUACUAUAUUAGGGAGAAGAAGAACAAAGUACAUGAAGAAGAUAGUGACUCGACCGACAAAAAUCUUAUACAGCACAGUAUCAGUAAGGCCAUGACCACGAAUUAAAUGCUUUUGUGUGCAUUUUUAUUUGUAAAAAUAUUGUUUUUCUAAAAUUAGGAAAGGAUGUUUCAUUUUAGUUUACUUUGAGGAAAGACAAGUGCAUCGACAAAAUGGGGACCGCUUCGGCCGACACCCCUGAAAAUUUCAAAAUUUCCUACCAACUGAAAAUGUUUGGUGUGUCCCGCGCGCUCAUAUGACGUUAUGCAGUUGAGAGCGCGUAAAACGCUUACCCAAAAAAAAUAAAUGGGGACCACUUAGUGGAAGGUAAAGCAAGGUAGACAGACAGAAGCUACAAAGAGAGAAAAGAAAGACACAACGCCUUCUAGUGGCGCCCGUACAUAAAACCCCCUCUUGUAAAUUAAAUGAGUUCAUAAUCCUAAGACGCCCGACGAUUUCGAAAAUAGAUUGAAAGUAAUGAAAGAGCAUCGCUCAUUAAGCUCCUUUGUGAGAGAAGAAGUCGAAUUUAAUUCUGCGUUUUAAAAAAAAA
Aplysia californica (California sea hare) is the source of this 2502-nucleotide messenger RNA. RefSeq names its product cytochrome P450 10. Gene Ontology annotation, molecular function: monooxygenase activity; iron ion binding; oxidoreductase activity, acting on paired donors, with incorporation or reduction of molecular oxygen. The record is from RefSeq and is a predicted model, not a curated record. NCBI's taxonomy places the organism in Eukaryota, Metazoa, Mollusca, Gastropoda, Aplysiida, Aplysiidae. The annotation marks the transcript as partial. The transcript is spliced from 6 exons.